AUGAUCAUCCCUGGCCGCACUCUCCUCACCCGCACCAUCAUCCGCAAUGUCCAGAAUCCAGCCCUGCAAGUCCAACCCUGCGGCGUGGACCUGACCCUCAAACGAGUCCUCACCUGGACAUCGCCUGGAACAAUUGAUCUAGAAAACCAGCGUCGCCAGACUGCGGCAACAAGUGAAAUACCCUUCCCCGCAUCAAGUACCACUACUCCAGAGGAACGCUUCCUCGAUCUCCCGCAGGGAUCCUACCUCGUCGAAUUCAACGAGACGGUGUCUGUCCCUCUUGACCUCAUGGGCCAGAUCUUUGUGCGCAGCUCACUCUUCCGCUCUGGUGUGUUGCUCACCGCCGGUGUUAUGGACAGUGGAUAUGUCGGGGCAGUCGGUGCCUUGAUGCAGGUGCUUAAUCCAGCUGGACUGAGGGUUUAUCCCUCUGCGCGCCUGGCACAGCUUGUAUUUCAUCAGAUGAGCGAGGAGGUCGAGGGGUACGCGGGUGUUUACCAGGGGAGGACGGCGCUCUAA
Aspergillus viridinutans is the source of this 516-nucleotide messenger RNA. RefSeq names its product putative dUTP diphosphatase Dut. The record is from RefSeq and is a predicted model, not a curated record. The transcript has a single exon. NCBI's taxonomy places the organism in Eukaryota, Fungi, Ascomycota, Eurotiomycetes, Eurotiales, Aspergillaceae. The coding region runs from base 1 to 516 and encodes 171 amino acids.